AUGGAACAGCUUGUCCUUGGUGCCAUCUCAAGUCAUAUCAAGGGUAAGAGGGUCAUUAGGGACAGUCAACAUGGCUUCACCAAGGGGAAGUUGUGCUUGACCAACCUCAUAGCCUUUUAUGAAGAAAUAACGAGGUGGAUAGAUAAUGGCAGGACAGUGGAUGUGGUCUACCUUGACUUGAGUAAGGCAUUUGACACAGUCUCCCACAGCAUCCUCACAGCUAAACUGAGGAAGUGUGGUCUGGACGAUCGGGUGACCCAUGAGAAGUACGACCCUGUGUUCAUGGUGUGGCUGGGGACCUGGUGGGUGCUGGUGCUCUGUGGACACGCCGUGGUGCACGAGGGGCUGGUGGACAACGCCGCGGCCUUCGCCAGGUGCAGACACCUGCCCACCCUGGAGAGCACCUUCCACAGCCACGGUGCUGACCCACCCAAGGGUGCUACCCACCCCCUAUGGGUGCUGCCCCCCCAUGUCCCCUCCCUAGUAUGCUGUUUCCCCAAGGGUGCUGACCCCCCCGUUUCCCCCCCAGGGGUGGUUUUCGCCAAUGGGGAGCGCUGGCGGCAGCUGCGCCGCUUCUCGCUCUCGGUGCUGAGGGACUUCGGGAUGGGCCGGAAAAGCAUCGAGAGCCGCAUCCAGGAGGAGGCGCAAGCGCUGCUGAAGGAGCUGCGAGACACCCGGGAAAAGCCGUUUGACCCCACAUACCUGCUGAGCUGCGCUGUGUCCAACAUCAUCUGCUCCAUCGUGUUCGGGAAUCGCUUCGACUAUCGUGACAGCGAGUUCCUGGAGCUGCUGCGGCUCAUGCACGAGAGCUUCUGGGAGGUCAGCACCCCAUGGGCGCAGUCUAUGGGUGCAGGUGGGACAGGCAGGAUUCAAGGGGUGCUGGGAGACCACCCUGUCCUGCUCGGCACUGCAGAGAAGGUGCACGAGGAGAUCGACCAGGUGAUCGGCCACGAUCGGGCGCCCACUUUGGAGGACCAGGGCUGGAUACCAUACACGGAUGCCGUGAUCCAUGAGAUCCAGCGCUGCAGUGACCUCAUCCCCCUCAACGUCCCCCACCGUGUCACCCCUGACAUCGUCUUCCGUCCUGGGAUGCCCCGCGACUUCAUCGACUGCUUCCUGCAGCACAUGGAGAAGGAAAAGUCAAACCCCUCCUCGGAGUUCACGCUGGAGAACCUGGAGCUCACCACCCUCAACCUUUUCUUUGCCGGCACCGAGACCGUCAGCUCCACCCUACGCUACGGCUUCCUCAUGCUCAUGAAGCACCCGCACGUGCAGGAGAAGGUGCACGAGGAGAUCGACCAGGUGAUCGGCCGCGAUCGGGCGCCCACUCUGGAGGACCGGGGCCGGAUGCCAUACACAGAUGCCGUGAUCCACGAGAUCCAGCGCUGCAGCGACCUCAUCCCCAUCAACGUCCCCCACCGUGUCACCCGCGAUAUCGUCUUCCGUGGCAUCUCUGUGGCAUCAUCCGACACCGACGUGUACCCGCUGCUCAGCUCCGUCCUGCAUGACCCCUCCGUCUUCAAACACCCCAACGCCUUCGACCCCACGAAUUUCCUGGAUGAGAGUGGCCGCUUCAAGCGCAAUGAUGCGUUUGUCCCCUUCUCCUCAGGGAAGCGGCUGUGCCUGGGUGAGGGUCUGGCGAGGAUGGAGCUGUUCCUGUUCCUCUGCACCAUCCUGCAGAACCUGCGGCUGCAGCCACUGCAGCCCCUGGAACAGCUGUCGCUGGAACCACUGGUGUUCGGCUUCACCAAAAUCCCCCCCUUCUACCAGCUGUGCAUGGUGCCGCGCUGACCCCCUCCCACACCGAGACCUCCCCAGGCCAGGAACAUCCCCCCUCCAGCACCCAAACUGCCCCACACACACACUGAGACCCCCCCUGGACUGGGAAAUCCCCCUGUUAUUGGGAACCCCCCCGGCACCAGGACCCCCUCCAAGCGUUGAGCCCCCCCAUAAAGUCUCUGG
Columba livia (rock pigeon) is the source of this 1962-nucleotide messenger RNA. RefSeq names its product cytochrome P450 2C15. The record is from RefSeq and is a predicted model, not a curated record. Gene Ontology annotation, biological process: xenobiotic metabolic process; epoxygenase P450 pathway. The transcript has 10 exons. Gene Ontology annotation, molecular function: iron ion binding; oxidoreductase activity, acting on paired donors, with incorporation or reduction of molecular oxygen, reduced flavin or flavoprotein as one donor, and incorporation of one atom of oxygen; heme binding. Bases 1 to 1791 code for a protein of 596 amino acids. Lineage: Eukaryota; Metazoa; Chordata; Aves; Columbiformes; Columbidae. Gene Ontology annotation, cellular component: cytoplasm; intracellular membrane-bounded organelle.